UUCAAACAACAACAAAUUCUAUCUAGGAAGGAAUUUGAUUGAUUCUUUUCUUUAUUUAUUUGUCCCUUUUUUCGUUGAUUGUUUCAGGAGCGAGGGCAUUUUUAAAACCCAAGACCUGUAUGUCGUCAUUCCUUGAUGACUCAGCCGUCUCAAGAAAUAACGCAAUCAAAACAUCAUCAUGUUGACGAGGAGUAAUCUUUCUCCUUCCGGAGAACGCCAAAAUGACCGUUCUGGGAUGGUGUUGGUCGUGAAACCGUACGGCCGCGAGCGCUGCUCCGUUUGUGCAGCAGGUCUCCUACUAGCGACGCUUCUUUGCUUCCUUGGAAACCCCUCAGCGAAUUUUUGGGCUAGUGGUCGCAUCGGUGAUAAGCGGAAGAAGGACAUAGUUAUCAACGCGGCAGUGGGCCAGGAAGAGCCGGAUGGCGAACAGGCAGACUUCGCUCAGGAAGAUGAAGAACAAGCAGCACUCGGACCCGAGGAAGUGCAACCAGAACCUCAGUUUUUUCAUCUUCGCAGCGCCAAAAAAAGUUCGGGAUUUUCAUCCUUCCCCAGCCUUGUUUCCACUUCCGACAUGACCUCGUCCCUCGUGCAGCGAGCCGAUUUCCCCCGACACCUUCCUUGUUUAACCGGCGAUUGCCUCCCGCAAAACAGCAUCCAGGGGUACGGGCUUCCUGGUCGUGUGGAGAACCAUGCAGGUUCUACUUCAACAGCUCCACCCAUUUCAUUUACUGCAAGAACGGUGCGGAGGCCAGGCGCCGACGUGGAGGACAUGAGACUCUCGACGCAGGUUACGACCAUGGACUUUCGCGGGACACAGCAUUGGGACGUGCCCGUCGGCGGCAAGGACUACGUGGUGGUGCAUGUAACCCGCGACAAGGCCGGAGGCGAAAUUUCGGAAACAUGGUCGCACCUGCCGCGGUUCAGGUUGCCCCAUGAGUUGUUCAACCAUCAGCACUGGCAGAGCGCUGUGCAGAAGGGGGUUAGAUGGUUCGGAAUCUAUGGUCUCAACAAGACGGAAGAGGACGUCGAUCUCCGAGAGGUGGUGAUUUGGCACAGCGAGGCGGGUGGGCGCGAAUGCAAGGAGCAACCGCAUCAGGUGUUCAUGGGGUAUAUCCAGCCAAACGGACCGCCUCCGUGCACGCAGCCAAGCAUGGAACCGAUCCCGAGUGCCUGGUCCACCCUCCUGGGAAGCGAAACAAACAGCGCAACCAACGCCCAUGACGGAAAGCCAAGAAGCGAGGGAAAUCACAUGGAGCUAAAGUACGAAAAUAAAACAAUCAAGGACGGGCUCAUAAAAAUGGACAUCUUAAACUUCACUGUCCUGACAGUGAGCGAAGGCGACAAUUUUGAUUGGGGCCUGCGUCGUAACCAUUGGGCCCAUCUGCGAGGCUUCGAACUGCCCGAGGCAUUUCAGCAACAGGACGUCGUUACAUCUGCAGAGACUCAGCAUCCAGGCCGUUAUAUCUGGUUUGGAGUGUGGUCGCCUUUUUUCCCCGGUCUUGACGAACUCGAGCCGGCUAUGCGGGAGUUCACGGGCCAGUACGAACUCGUGGUAUGCAUUGCAAAUAUGCCCUCUGGGUAAGGAACGUUGUGAACUAACUUGUGAUGCUCUCUGUCCUGCAUCUUCACACGAAAAUCUGUAAUUCGUAGCGUACCCGGUCAGCAAAAAGAAAAAAACAUAGCUCCGAGGCCGAUCCACAUGAUGAUGAUGAUGAUGAUGAUAAUGAUGGUCUCGAUGUGUAACAAAACCUGUCCACAUCAUCACAUCAACUUUUGGCCACGUACUUGAAAGUCAAAGUCGUGCAUUGCUCAUGCGUAAUAGGCAUAGCAAAGGUGUUGCAGAUGAAGCAGUACCUGCAUGCCUUCCAGACCCAGACAUAUUUGCAUUCGAUAUGUGGUCAUGUGGCACAACAUCAAGGAUGGCACCGAAUGCAUCGACUUUAGAACAGAGCCAAGAUACAGCGAUCCCUGCGAUACGGAAACCGCUCGACCAAUUCCCGAGUCCUGGACGAGAGGUUUUGCCUUCGAGCCGAUCCAGUUCGUGAAUGACACAGUUCUUGCUGCGCUCGAAGCGGAGAUGCGACCGCCCGGCCAGAAAAAACCGUGGGUCUACACAAACGAAACAGUUCGCUGGUAUGGCAAAACUGACUACGUAACGACGACGGAGUGGGAAGGAGACAACUACGGCUGGGGGCAUCGCCGGACGUGGUGGGCGCACUUACCUACGUUUCAGUUCCCGAAGUCAGUCGACCGACAGGAGGUCCAAGGGUUUCGAGAAAAAAACGGCGGGGCGGUUUGGCUCGGUUUGCGCGCUCAUUUUGGUGGAACCCGCGACAACACUCUUCUUGAAGUGAGAAGGCCCGCAGACACCAUGGUCAUCAUCUGGCACAACGAAGCCACCGGGGCCGAAUGCGUCGAGUUCGACAGGGAGUCAAAGUACGGCGGGCCGUGCUUGUCGCCACGCGCCCGACCGAUUCCCAGCUCGUGGAAAAAAGAAGCAUCCGGUGUGUCGUUUUCGCAAAAGGCCAGUCGGGAUUCAACCACCAGCUUCCAGCUCAACCCCCCGUCGCCCUCUCUACUGCGAGGUGGAAAAACUACGGCCUCAGUGUCCUUCGUGCAGGAAGAAAAAACGGGACGCAAAAAAGAACAACAGGGUUACAGUUCCGGCAGCACGUCCUGUGGGUCCAGUGGAGAGGACGUUUCCUCCCCUCGCAGCUCCAGCUCCUUUGCGCAACUACAACAAGGGACGACGACACUGUCCGAUGCUGAAAGCGCGGCGCAACAACUGGAAGCUUUGCAAGAUGUGCGGGAGCAGGCACAUCAAAAGGGGUUCACGGUUGACAAAGACGGGCACGUCAGUGCCUUGGCGAGUGGAGGAAGCAGUAACGGGGUCCCCGAUUUGGAUUAUAUCGCAAGAAAAACUGUCUCAGUCUCAACUUGUCAUGCGGAAUUCCCUUGAGACAGUUAGUUUUUUUUUUUUGCCAUGCUCGACAUGCAAGAAACGCGUCUUUCGUAUGUGUUUUCCCUUGUAGAAGUGUCUACGCAUCUACUUCACAUCAACAUGCUGAGCAAAAAAAUUGUAGUGCUGAGUCUGCAAAGGUUCGAGACUAAGACAGUUUUUUCUCACGAAAGCCGACUUUCCGAUACCGAUAGACCGCCGGUACUACCAGUUCGAGCAAAUCGAGAGCCGAAUCGCGGAGGAGAAACUGGAACAAGAACGUGCCGACCGCUUGGUGGAGCAGAGCCUCGUCCACGGGGGAGUAGCUGAGCAGAGCCGAUCCACUGAUGAUUCAUCAUCAUCAUCAUCAUCAUCAUCAUCAGCGCAUGAUGAGCAGGAUGGUGCUGGGCACAGCCCGGUCGCGGCUCCUUUGCAAGGUUCUUGGACCACGACCACCAGGAACACACCCUGUGGUUGCUUCACCGCCGAAAAUUAUGGUGAGAGCGAGAGGCAUGUAUUUUUUUUGCGAUGUGUUUUCGGUUUUACAUCGUACAGAAUACAUGCUUACGGAGUAUACUGGAGGAGAACGGCCGCAGAUUCGUACACUGUGCAUCGUACAUCAUGCACGCAGUGUACUAGGGUGGGUCACGUACUAGGGUAGGGCACAGUGUACAGGUAAAGCCUCCAAUGUACUUUGUAAGCAUGUAUUCUGUACGAUGUAAAACCGAAAACACAUCGCAAAAAAAGCGCAUGCCUCUCGCCCCCACCAUACCCGUUGCUUCGGGUGCCAGCACAGCACCUGGAACUCUCUUCCACAGGACGACUCCUUUCCAUCGUACGACUCGGACGACGGAUACGUGUCGGAUAUUGGGCACCGCCCGGGAGUUCCAGUGUACCUGGCCGGGAGAAGUAAAGGACCCUCGUCUAGGUCCUCGGGACUCGGUGGUGCAAUUUCGUCCUUCGGGGGGAGACGCUGAUGAAUAAAACGUUGACUGUGGAGGUGGAAGGAGCAGCUUCGAAUGAAUUUCAAUUUUUUCGAUCUAUUUGUAUUUCGUCGAUUCAGGAAAUCGAAAUUCCGAAGACCAAAGCCGUUGACUAACUGCGACCAGUAGAGUCGUCAUUUUCUGUCUUCCUCUUCCUUCUCCUGAAGAAGAAGAUUAAGAUUUAGUAUGCGCGACUUCGCGCUCGGGCUUCGUCUUCCGCUUCCCACUGACUUGGAGGACUUGCACUAGCUUACAAAUGAAACAAAAAUAUUACAAUUGUCUUUGACGAAUCUAAUCAGCAGCACCAGAAUUACAGCAAAGACGCUGAAAUUUAUGCCUCGUAUGUUGGAAUAGCCGUACCCGUAUGUUUCUACAUUGUAAUUUUUUUUCGAUUUCGAUUUCGUUUUCUUGUGCUGAUGAUCUUCUACCGAAUUUGGUUUUUUGAUGUUUGUUGUGACUACUCUCAGUUUGAUGUCAAUAUGUAAAAAAAAUUAAUGUCCUGUUCGAACGUAUCCUUCUGCGACUCUAACCAGAUCCAAGUGAGCGUGAUGUUCUUAUUCAUUCAUAAGUUGUUUUGGUGACGAGCACAAGUUUAGAAAAAAAUCUGGCAAAGAGGUUGUGUUAGUUGU
Messenger RNA from Amoebophrya sp. A120, 4550 nucleotides. The record is from the annotation of a GenBank genome assembly. Lineage: Eukaryota; Dinophyceae; Syndiniales; Amoebophryaceae.